This is a messenger RNA of Nicotiana attenuata, 1806 nucleotides long. Its product is annotated as homeobox-leucine zipper protein ATHB-6-like. The transcript is spliced from 3 exons. Gene Ontology annotation, molecular function: sequence-specific DNA binding; DNA-binding transcription factor activity, RNA polymerase II-specific. Bases 506 to 1531 code for a protein of 341 amino acids. Gene Ontology annotation, cellular component: nucleus. Gene Ontology annotation, biological process: positive regulation of DNA-templated transcription. The record is from RefSeq and is a predicted model, not a curated record. NCBI's taxonomy places the organism in Eukaryota, Viridiplantae, Streptophyta, Magnoliopsida, Solanales, Solanaceae.
UGUUGUGAAUUGAUCUCAAUAUUUCUUCUUCCUCCACUCUUUGUCUCUCCCCUUAACUUUUCCUUUAUACCAUUGUCUUCUAAAGUUGAUUGAGAAAUAAUGAAAGUGUGGAAUUUACCUUAGUUCUUGAUCUUAUUUUAUUAGUCUUCUUAUUAAUUUUUUUUCGCUUAUGAUGGGUUCAGAAGUGGCAGAAUCCAUUAAAAAAGAGAACUAUGUAUUUGUACCCAAUGGAGAUAAGGAGGGUUUGUACAAUUUCACUAAAUUCACCAAAAUCUGUGCCAUUUUGGUUGGUUUUGGUGGUGCAAGUUUUUCUUGUCAUGUCUUUUUAUAAGUGAAAAAUAUAAGUGACAAGAAAAAAUUCAAAGCUUGCUCUUAGCAUUUCUCUUCCUUUUUCAGCUCUCUUCUCAUUCACUUUCUGUACAAUUUUUCCCACUGAAAACCAAAGAGGGGUUAAAAUCUUACUGGUUGAUCCAAAAAAUAUUGAAUUUUCAAGAAACUUGCAACAAUGAAGAGAGUUCGUAGCUCUGAUUCUUUGGGUGCGCCUAUGAUGUCCAUGUGUCAAAAUACUACAGAUGACCACCACCAAUGGAACAACCAAGUAUAUUCAAGGGACUUUCAAUCCAUGUUAGAAUUAGGGUUAGACGAUGAACCCUGCGUGGAAGAAUCCGGCCAUGGAUCGGAGAAGAAACGGCGGCUAAGGGUGGAUCAAGUGAAGGCUUUAGAGAAGAAUUUUGAAGUGGAUAACAAGCUUGAACCUGAGAGGAAAGUGAAGUUGGCUCAAGAACUUGGUUUGCAACCAAGACAAGUUGCUAUUUGGUUCCAAAACCGCCGUGCACGGUGGAAGACAAAGCAAUUAGAGAGAGAUUACAAUGUUCUCAAAGCCAGUUUUGAUUCUCUCAAACAUAACUAUGAAUCUCUACAACAUGACAAUGAAGCUCUCUUGAAAGAGAUUUGUGAGCUGAAAUCAAAGCUAGAUGGGGGAAAUAAUGAAAGCAAAGCUGAUGUGAAAGAAGAGGCUAUAGAAUCUGAAACUGAUGACAAAGAUAUUGACCAAAGCAAGCCAAACAACAAUACUUUUUCUCUUGGAAAUUGUGAAGAUGAUAGUACAGAACUCAACUUUGAGAGCUUUAAUGGUGGAAAUGGAACUAUAAAUGGCUCCAAUAUUUUUGCUGAUUUCAAAGAUGGGUCAUCAGAUAGUGACUCAAGUGCAAUAUUGAAUGAAGAAAACAGCCCAAAUUAUGCUGCCAUUUCAUCAUCUGGAGCUUUCUUGAUUUCCAACAAUGGAGGAUCAAAUUCUUCCUCUUCAAAUUCUUCAUUGAAUUGCUUCCAAUUCUUUGACUCAAAUCCAAAAGCAAUUGUUGGGGAUGGCCAGGACAAAGUUGUUUAUAAUAAUCAGCCACAGUUUGUGAAAAUGGAGGAGCACAACUUUUUCAGCAGUGAGGAAUCAUGUAGUACUUUGUUCGUAGAUGAACAACCUCCUACACUUCAAUGGUACUGCCCUGAGGACUGGAAUAAUUGGAAAGAUUCCUAAUUUUAUGAAACCCUUGAAAAAAAUAAGGAAGUAAGAGAGUCUAAAGAAUGUUUGUUGGGGAACAAAUUUUUGUAUUGUGGGUCAAGCGUUAUCAGUACAGUAAUGUGUUUCAUCGAGUGUCGGACAGAAUCCUUUGCAAGAUAAUUUGAAUACGCGAUGAAAUAUUGUAAAUGAGUGACUUCUCUUUCCGUUCAUCGAGUGACCGAUACAAUCCUAUGCAAGACGAUUUAAAUACGCGAUGAAAUAUUAUAAAUGAGCGACCUUUCUUUUUGUUC